GUGGAAGUGUGGCACUUUUGGGGACCAAGACCUCUAUCAAACUCCACAGAGUAUACAGUUGUAAGAACAGGAAGUAUUGAACAUCCAGCCGACCACUGAGUGAUGCACGGCUCAACCUGAGAAGCGGCCACCCUGUGUGGAGCUGAGCCAGGCCGAGACCUCCUCACAGCCCGCGAAGCGACAGAGCCCCCAGCUACAGCCAAGCCCGCACGCCUCACGGUCGGAACGCCUCACCAGCUCUCAGAACGGAAGACUCCAGACGCCCGCCGUCUCCAAGGGCAACGCGCGACCACACUUCCGGAAACGGCGCGUACGGAGGGCGCUUCUAUUUUGCGUCACUUCCUCUCCUCCAGGCGUUGUGGCUCCGGGCAGGGUGAGGUGGGAGUUCCGUGAUUGUUUCUCUCCCGGUGCUGAACACUGUGUCAGGGAAAGCGCUAGGACCGCCGCGUCCGCCAGGGACAGGCUCUGCCCGCAGACCAGUCCUUGGCGUUUCUAGUCGGGGAAGAUCGCGCCGCUACGGUGGCCGAGCAGGUUUGAGCGCGCCGGAAGUGUUCGCCGGCGCUCGCUCCUAGCUGGGCUAGAGACGCACGUGGCGCGGCCGCGGGGAACAUGUCUUUCCGAGGCGGAGGUCGCGGCGGCUUCAAUCGCGGGGGCGGAGGCGGCGGCUUCAACCGUGGCGGCGGCGGCGGCGGUAGCAACAACCACUUCCGAGGGGGAGGCGGCGGCGGCGGCGGCAAUUUCAGGGGCGGCGGCCGAGGAGGAUUUGGACGAGGGGGCGGACGUGGAGGCUUUAAUAAGUUCCAAGACCAAGGACCUCCAGAGCGUGUCGUCUUAUUAGGAGAGUUCAUGCAUCCCUGUGAAGACGACAUCGUUUGUAAAUGUACCACAGAGGAGAACAAGGUGCCUUACUUCAAUGCUCCUGUCUAUUUAGAAAACAAAGAACAGAUCGGGAAAGUGGAUGAGAUAUUCGGACAACUGAGAGAUUUUUAUUUUUCAGUUAAGUUGUCAGAAAACAUGAAAGCAUCUUCCUUUAAAAAGCUACAGAAGUUUUAUAUAGAUCCAUUUAAGCUGCUACCACUGCAGAGGUUUCUGCCUCGUCCUCCCGGUGAGAAAGGACCUCCCAGAGGCGGAGGUGGCGGCGGCAGGGGAGGUCGAGGAGGAGGAAGAGGAGGUGGUGGCCGAGGUGGUGGAAGAGGUGGUGGCUUUAGAGGUGGAAGAGGUGGAGGUGGGGGCUUCAGAGGAGGAAGAGGAGGUGGUGGAUUCCGAGGAAGAGGACAUUAGAUGUGGCAGUUUUGACAGACCUCACCACUUGUGUUUUCGCUGCGUGAUCAGCUUCUGCUGUGAUUGAAGUCUGUGUCUGGAGCAACCUGGAGGAUGCUUCUCUGUCAGUGGAGCUGAAUCGUCAGCACUGGGUAGAAAAAGCGGGACUGAACAGUCAGUGUUGCUCAGAAAGAGCAUGAAGAACCAACCCUGCUUUGUACAAUACCUGGCACUCUGUGGGUGCUUAAAGAACAAUGGGACUUUUCAUUCGAAGCAUACUUGGCUUUUUUAAAAUAAAAUUUUUUAUUUCUUUAA
Molecule: messenger RNA, 1575 nt
Organism: Mesocricetus auratus (golden hamster)
Lineage: Eukaryota; Metazoa; Chordata; Mammalia; Rodentia; Cricetidae
Gene: Gar1
Product: GAR1 ribonucleoprotein
Biological process (GO): ribosome biogenesis; snoRNA guided rRNA pseudouridine synthesis
Cellular component (GO): box H/ACA snoRNP complex
Molecular function (GO): box H/ACA snoRNA binding
Source: RefSeq, a predicted model, not a curated record